Messenger RNA from Triticum dicoccoides, 393 nucleotides. Its product is annotated as cortical cell-delineating protein-like. The record is from RefSeq and is a predicted model, not a curated record. Bases 46 to 273 code for a protein of 75 amino acids. NCBI's taxonomy places the organism in Eukaryota, Viridiplantae, Streptophyta, Magnoliopsida, Poales, Poaceae. The transcript has 2 exons.
CAGCUCGAUCGCACUAGCUUUGCUGCACGACCUGCUCCGUCGCAAAUGGCCAUGGCACCGAGAGCGUUGCUCCUCCUGGCCGUCGGGCUCAUGGUCGUGGCCUCGGCGAGCGCCCACGGCGGCUACGGGUCGUGCCCCAGGGACAUGCUGAAGGUGAAGGCGUGCGUGAACGUGCUGGGCCUGCUCAAGGUCAAUGUCAACCAGCCGCGCGACGAGCACUGCUGCUCGCUCCUCGACGGGCUCGCCGGCCUGGACGCGGCGCUCUGCCUCUGAACAAAUCUCCAUGCCAAUGUGCUCGGCCUCAAGCUCGACCUCCCCGUCAACCUACGCCUCAUUCUCAACAACUGCGGCAAGGUCUGCCCCACCGAUUUCCAGUGCCCACACCACUAGAUC